AUGCUUUUUGUCUUGUUCGCCAUCUUUGCGCCUCACACUUUUGCAGACUGGCAAUAUCUCUCACGUCCAGACCUAUCUCCUCCGAGACUGAAUAUCACAGUCCCUGCGCACUCUUCUGUUGCACCAGGCUAUCUCUUUCUCGCCCAGUACCUCGGCUUCCAGGAAGGUAGUGUUGGCCCCGAGCAGCCAGGAGCUUACAUCUUUCGGGAUGAUGGGGACCUUGUCUGGUCGGGAUUCGGAUACUUGGCCGGCUGGGUAGCUGACUUUGGUCCCACGACCAUCAAUGGAAGCUCAGUGCUCAGAGCCUUCCAGGGCCUUUUGGACUCACCACACGGGCGUAUGCACGGUGAUCAUAGCGUCUUGAAUCAGGACUACGAGACUGUUAAGAUUUUGCGGGCGGCAUCGCAUCGACUGGUGUCUUGUCAUGAAUUUCAAGUUGUUGACGGCGGCCGCUCAGUCUUGAUUGAAACGCCUGUAUCUAUCCCGAUGGACCUGAGUGCGUAUGGCGGAGACGAGGAUCAGAAGUGGAUUGUUAGCAAUGGCUUUCAAGAGCUUGAUAUUGAGACGGGAGAAUUAUUUUUCGAAUGGUAUAGCGCGGAAAAUGUUACUCCGAACCGCAGCGCUUUCCCAUUGGAGUCUGACGGUGCCUUCAAUGCCCGCAGCUCCCUUGACGCAUGGAACUACUUCCACAUCAACAGUGUCGACAAAGACGACCAAGGGAACUACCUGGUAUCCGCACGCAACUUCGCCGCCAUCUUCAAAAUCAACGGCACAAGCGGACAAGUACUGUGGCAACUGGGCGGCAUCGGCUCCGACUUUGACGUACCCGAAAACGCCAAAUUCGCGUAUCAGCACGACGCUCGUUUCCGCUUCCGUUCCAAUGACGGUACAAUCGAGCGCAUCUCGCUCUUCGACAAUGCGGACCACUCGGCGCCUGGCCGCUCUAUCAACCCCUUCUCGCGUGCACGAUAUAUCGAACUGGAUCAUACUACAGAGACAGUACGAGAGGUCCAUAACUAUCGACCUCCUGAUGAUCUUGUAACGCACUCGCAGGGGAAUGUUCAGUUCGUACCCGGUGGGAAUGUCUUUGUUAACUGGGGCCAGGCCGGCGCUGUUACCGAGUAUAGCAGGGACGGCCAGGUGUUGUUCCAUGCGUAUCUCGACUCGCAUCCGAACAAAUACGUCCAGAGCUAUCGAGGAUUUAGAUCUCCUUGGACAGGCCACUCUAGCGAGGAGCCUGCUGUUCUAGCCCUAGCUGAUUUGGUCGGUCAGCGGUCAAACUACGUGUCAAUCUACGUAUCGUGGAACGGAAAUACGGAGACUGAGGUGUGGCAAUUCUAUGCUGCAGGCGAGAAAGCAAAAGAGAGGUCUCUAGGAAUGGCGAAGCGGACUGGCUUUGAGACGAGUUUUGAGAUAGAUCUUGGGCUUGCUCUGGUGGAGGAUUGGAGUGACAUAUCUGUAAUAGCCGAAGCGCUCGAUUCGAAGGGUAAUGUAUUAGGCCGAAAUCAAGCACCGUACGCCUCUAGAAAGAAUUGUCAGGGUCAAUCGUGCGUGGACUUUGGUGCCGUUCCGGAACGCCUAGAGUUGUGA
This is a messenger RNA of Aspergillus versicolor CBS 583.65, 1590 nucleotides long. RefSeq names its product arylsulfotransferase family protein. The transcript has 4 exons. The record is from RefSeq and is a predicted model, not a curated record. The coding region runs from base 1 to 1590 and encodes 529 amino acids. NCBI's taxonomy places the organism in Eukaryota, Fungi, Ascomycota, Eurotiomycetes, Eurotiales, Aspergillaceae.